AUGAAAAAUUAUUUUAUUUGUAUUUUAUUUUUAUAUAUAUUUUUAAAUAGUAGUAUAAUAAAAGCACAGUAUAAUUAUAAUCAUGUAUAUUAUAUCAAUGGUACAGGAGAUGAUAUAUCAAAUUCUUGCACAGAAGAUUCACAAUGUUAUUCAAUAGACAAAGUUGUAUAUGUUUUUUUACAAGAAAUAAAUGGAUAUUAUUAUUAUAGCAACUAUCCACCCUUAACAAUAUAUAUGGGCGAAGGAGCAAGUGUGUUUUCAAAUGUAGAUUUCAGACCAUCAUAUCCAUCUUCAUCUUCUUCCUCAUACUCUUCUUCACCAAUUGGUCUUUAUGGUUUCAACUUUACCCUUAUUGGAACAUCUGAGGGUGGGGUUGGAUUAAUAAAUAAUAAUUCAUUCCCAUUCUUUUCAAUCGAAACAGACUUUCAAACAAAACAAACUUAUCUUAAUUUUAUCAACAUAAAUUAUGGUGCUUUUGGUAAUGCACAGUGUUUAUCAUCAAAUGCUGCAAAUAGCACUUCCAUUACUGACUCGGCAGAUUUUAUUGAGUUAUCAGCAUUAUAUAAUGUCCUAGUAAAAGUUACAUUUGAAAAUUUUACUUACUCCUGUAAAUAUAAUGACAAGGCUUUUAUCAUGGUACAAGGUGAACCAAACCCAGAACAAUCAGCAUCAGAAGAUUGGACAACUUUUAAUACAGCAUAUAGUUUUCCAUCUACACUCUACAGCUUUUCAUUUAUAAAUUCAGUAUUUCAAAAUAGUUUUGGUUCAGUUUCUCUCGAAUUAGCAUCACCAAUUUUAAACUCUACCUAUUGUCCAGUAACAUUAGAGUUUAUUCAAUCAAGUCUUUCAAGUAAUGUUCAACCACAAUCACCAUUAUUUUUAAUGGGAAGAGGACAAUUAAUAGUUGAAAAAAGCAAUUUCUUUGCAUCACCUGAAACCUCAUCAAAUUGUUAUGAACCUAUUUUUCAAAUGGGUAAUGUAGAGGUUUAUUUUAACGAUAAUCAGGUUUCAAUGUGGCCAGUCCAUCAAAGUACUUUAAUCAAUUGUGAUGGUUGCUUUUUUACAGGUGUCUCUAACAAUAUAUCAUCAACAUUCUUUAGCUCCAAUCGAUCAUGUGCUUCAGAAAACCAAUCAUUAUUUUCAUUCUCUAGAUCAUCCUCUACCAUUUUGAAUUCAAAUAUAACAAUGGACGAGCUUUAUCCAAGUACCAUCAGUGCAAAACCAAAUUUAAUUUAUGCUUCACAAUCUCAAAUUUCUCUUAGAAGCAAUUAUAUAAGUUCAACUAUAGGCUCAGCAUUAAAUUAUCAAAGUGUAAAAUCGUUUAUGUUUUCAAAUGUUUUCUCAAGUAAAAGUUUUAAUCCAUAUGUAAAUUGUGACAAAAACUAUCAAAACAGUUUCAAUGGCGAUAAAUUCUCAACAGAUAUUGGUAGUAAUCAUGGUAGUAAUUGUAACUCCUUUGUACAAAAACAAAAAUUACAAAACGCUUUCAUUUUCUCGGCCAUUGGUGUUGGGGGUACUUUUGGAUCUUUAUUAUUUUUAUAUAUUUCAAGAUAUAUCAUUAGACGUUGCAGUGGACCAAUAGAUGACAAUGAAAAGCAUAAAAUAAUCAGUCGUUAUUAA
Dictyostelium purpureum is the source of this 1620-nucleotide messenger RNA. RefSeq lists its product as uncharacterized. NCBI's taxonomy places the organism in Eukaryota, Evosea, Eumycetozoa, Dictyosteliales, Dictyosteliaceae. The transcript has a single exon. The record is from RefSeq and is a predicted model, not a curated record. Bases 1 to 1620 code for a protein of 539 amino acids.